AUGGACAUAUCAUCUACUGUUUUGGCAAAGCAAACGCACAGACCACCUGGCAGAGCGUCGAGGCGACACUGCGAACACCAGCAUAAGCAAUGCCGUGUCGUGGCAGGGCGAGCCAACUAUCCGCGCGUCUUCGGUCUGGCGCUGGGCUGUCUGUUCCUUCUGCUCUUGCUGAGCCUGAAGAACCUCCCGCUUCUGGUGCUCGACAUGCCCUCGCUGACCAUGACUGGGACUGAUACUGAACCCCCACCAGUGACUCUACUCAUAUGGUGGCUACCAUUCGGUAACAAAUACCCCAUGCCUGAUUGCGCCUCAAACUAUGGUAUUCGUGGUUGUACCGUGACCGCGGACAGGGAUGCGUACGCGCAAGCCGAUGCCGUGAUCAUUCAUAACAGGGAGCUGAUGUCAACCUGGCACGAGUUGCCUGAGCAACCGCGGCCUUCUCGGCAAAAGUGGAUCUGGAUGAACUUCGAAUCCCCCUCUCACUCAGGAUGGCUGGAGGAAUAUGAUGGAGUCUUUAACCUCACCAUGUCUUACAGGAGAGGUUCUGACAUCUUCCUUCCAUAUGGCUACCUGCAGCCCCGCCACAGAAACGACCCUCACGAGACACAACACGCCGGUAAACUCAGGUUUGGCAGAAAACGCAGGCUGGUAGCUUGGAUUAUAAGCAACUGGAACGAGAAUCAAGAACGGGUGCAGUUUUACCGGCAGCUAAGCCGUUACUUGCGCGUGGACAUUUACGGUCGUAGUGGCUGGCAACUUUUUAAUGACAGCGUGAUACAGACUGUGGCCCAGUACAAGUUUUACUUGGCCUUUGAGAACUCGGUGCACACGGACUACAUCACGGAGAAGCUAUGGCGAAACGCGUUGCUGGCAGGAGCUGUACCGGUUGUUCUGGGGCCGCCAAGGGAGAACUACGAACGUUUCUUGCCAGCAGAUGCUUUCAUCCAUGUGAAUGAUUUUCGUAGCCCGCGUAGACUCGCUGCUUAUCUUAAACACCUGGACCGAAACCCGUCUCUCUAUAGCCGCUACCUGGCCUGGCGGCGGGACUACACCGUGCACGUUACAUCGUUCUGGACGGAGCACUACUGUACCGCGUGCCGAGCUGUGCAGGCAAGCCAGCAUCAGACGAAAACCGUCACUCACCUUGCUCUCUGGUAUCAGGCUUGA
Chanos chanos (milkfish) is the source of this 1167-nucleotide messenger RNA. RefSeq names its product alpha-(1,3)-fucosyltransferase 4-like. Gene Ontology annotation, molecular function: alpha-(1->3)-fucosyltransferase activity. The record is from RefSeq and is a predicted model, not a curated record. The coding region runs from base 1 to 1167 and encodes 388 amino acids. Lineage: Eukaryota; Metazoa; Chordata; Actinopteri; Gonorynchiformes; Chanidae. Gene Ontology annotation, cellular component: membrane. The transcript has a single exon.